Messenger RNA from Lodderomyces theae, 798 nucleotides. It is a transcript of the gene THG1, whose product is annotated as tRNA guanylyltransferase. Gene Ontology annotation, molecular function: magnesium ion binding; tRNA guanylyltransferase activity. The record is from RefSeq and is a predicted model, not a curated record. The transcript has a single exon. Gene Ontology annotation, biological process: tRNA modification. Bases 1 to 798 code for a protein of 265 amino acids. Lineage: Eukaryota; Fungi; Ascomycota; Pichiomycetes; Serinales; Debaryomycetaceae.
AUGGCUAACUCCAAGUAUGAAUACGUGAAGGCGUUUGAGAGAGAAAAUUAUCUACUACCGGAGACAUAUAUUGUCAUACGUGUUGAUGGGAAGGGUUUCCACAAGUUCUCUCAGCACUACAACUUUGCAAAACCGAAUGAUUUACGGGCAUUGGGGGUAAUGAAUAGAGCUGCGCAGAAGGUGAUGGAGAGGUACAGUGAUGUUUUAAUGGCAUAUGGUGACUCCGAUGAGUACAGUUUUUUGUUGCGACGGAAAUGUGAGCUAUACGAAAGAAGGGAGAUGAAAUUGUGUACCCUUUUCGCCAGUUUAAUGUCCACGUAUUACAUGUUUUAUUGGAAUUUGGAAUUCAUUGACAAGCCUAUUGAAGAGGAUAUGAUACCGACAUUUGACGCAAGAGCAGUGGUGUAUCCCAACUUUCAAGUAGUGCGAGAUUACUUUAGCUGGAGACAAGUUGAUUGUCAUAUAAAUAAUCUCUACAAUACUGCAUUCUGGGAAUUGGUUAAACUUGGUCUAACGCCACAAGAGUCUGAACAGAAACUAAUGGGUACCGUGGCUUCUGACAAAAAUGAGAUACUUUUCAAGGAAUGUGGCGUAAACUAUAAUAAUGAGUUGGAGAUUUUCAAAAAGGGGACUAUAUUGGUGAGGGAGCUAAUAAACUAUACUCGCAAGGGUGAACUUACUUCCAGACAGAAGCAAAGAGAGGACAAGAGUCGAAGGAAAGCAGAGAUAAAACAAUACCAUGUAGAUAUUAUCAAUGAUGACCCAUGGUGGAUGUCACGCCCUUGGUUGAGUGAAUAG